ACGAGUCGUCGAAAAAUACAUAAAUUAGAGGGAAAAGGAAAAAAGAGAAGAAAAAGAAAGUAAAGGAGAAAUCCGGUGUUUCUCUAUCUUCUCUCCCACUUUUUUAGAUUUUGAAUCUCCUUUUCGUUCUUCCCCCAUCCAUCCUUCCUUCCCUUUCCCUGCCUCUGUUCUGAGGUUAUCGAAUCGAGAGACAGAGAGAGAGGGUUGGAUCGGGGUUCGGCUCGGCUCUUCUUCUGCGAUCUUCAGGACUAGAAAGAAAAAAAAAGAAGCGAAAAUGAGAGAGGUGAUCAGCCUUCAUAUUGGACAAGCUGGGAUUCAGGUCGGGAAUUCAUGCUGGGAGCUUUACUGCCUUGAACAUGGCAUUCAACCUGAUGGCACCAUGCCCAGUGACACAUCGAUCGGGAGUGAGCAUGAUUCCUUCAACACAUUCUUCAGCGAGACUGGUUCUGGGAAACACGUCCCGAGAGCUGUCUUCGUUGAUCUGGAGCCCACCGUCAUUGAUGAAGUGAGAACAGGGAGUUAUAGGCAACUUUUCCACCCUGAACAGCUUAUAUCCGGCAAGGAAGAUGCAGCCAAUAACUUCGCCAGAGGACAUUACACUGUGGGGAGGGAAAUCGUCGAUCUGUGCCUUGAUCGAAUUAGGAAAUUGGCAGAUAACUGCACCGGCUUACAAGGAUUUUUGGUAUUUAAUGCUGUUGGUGGCGGCACUGGUUCUGGUUUAGGCUCGUUGUUGUUGGAGCGCUUGUCAGUGGAUUAUGGAAAGAAAUCUAAACUCGGCUUCACCAUCUUUCCUUCACCUCAGGUUUCAACAGCUGUCGUUGAACCUUACAACAGUGUGCUCUCCACUCAUUCUCUCCUCGAGCACACAGAUGUAGCUGUGCUUCUGGAUAAUGAAGCCAUCUAUGACAUCUGUAGGAGAUCUUUGGACAUUGAGAGGCCGUCUUAUACCAACUUGAACCGCCUGAUAUCCCAGAUCAUCUCUUCCUUGACCACUUCCUUGAGGUUCGACGGCGCCAUUAAUGUGGACAUUACAGAGUUCCAAACCAAUCUUGUGCCUUAUCCUCGCAUCCACUUCAUGUUGUCAUCAUAUGCCCCUGUAAUCUCAGCUGCAAAGGCUUUCCAUGAGCAGCUAUCUGUUCCUGAGAUCACUACUGCAGUGUUUGAGCCUUCAAGCAUGAUGGCCAAAUGUGACCCAAGGCACGGCAAAUACAUGGCUUGUUGUCUUAUGUACCGUGGGGAUGUUGUGCCAAAGGAUGUUAAUGCUGCAGUUGCCACGAUCAAGACCAAGAGGACUGUUCAAUUUGUUGACUGGUGCCCAACUGGUUUCAAGUGUGGCAUCAAUUAUCAACCACCAACCGUGGUUCCCGGAGGUGAUCUGGCCAAGGUGCAGCGUGCUGUCUGCAUGAUAAGCAACAACACAGCUGUGGCUGAAGUCUUUGGCAGAAUUGACCACAAGUUUGACCUCAUGUAUGCCAAGAGAGCUUUCGUUCACUGGUAUGUCGGUGAAGGCAUGGAGGAAGGAGAAUUCUCAGAAGCUCGUGAAGAUCUUGCAGCACUCGAGAAAGACUACGAGGAAGUUGGCGCAGAAGGUGCUGAUGAUGAAGAAGAAGGUGACGAGUACUGAAAAAAAAAAACUGUCCUAGAGGGGCAUAUUACAUAACUAAUGUUUGACGCCCUCCCAUUUUAUCUCUCAUUUGUUUUCUCCCGCUCUGUAUUUCAUAUGAUUUCAAGUGCUGCUACUCCUACUUGUAAUUCUACUAUGCUCUGUUAAUGUCUUUUGAUCUUUUAAAGUCUCCGCCUCUAUCAUUCUGUUUCCUUGCCUUGUGCUUAUGCUGGUUUUUGAAGUAGAGCUUUGAAAAAUGUAUCAUCCUUUGUUGAUUUGAGAAGAGCCAAUAAAUAUCACUUCUUAUCUGGGCUCUCCUAGAGCGUCAUGCUUCUCCAUCCUGCAGCGAUUUGAACAAAAACACGGUAGGCUACAUAUGUUCAUCGUCGGAGUUUCAUUUGGAGAAGAGCACAAGGCAACUUAUUAGUGAACAUCUCUACUGAUGUUGCUAGCAAACUACCCUUUAAUAGGAACUGCAUUAUAUUGGGAAUGUACAAUGUUGAUUAUGUAUAUGCAGGGGAGGAGCAUACAAGAAAACCCAAAAAAUUAAUAAGUAUUUCAUCAAAUUGCCUCUUGUCCCUCGAAUUUGCCAUCUGGGUUUUGGUGGUUUAUGUAUAAUUGUGACUUCUGAAUAAACAAAAUUGCUAAGUUUGUCUCUUUUCCCUCCACCCUCCAUCCUUUUAUUAGCACUUCACCAGCAACAUUGCUUCCACUCUCGCCUUUGUUGUUUGGAAUGACUUGG
Molecule: messenger RNA, 2345 nt
Organism: Linum tenue
Lineage: Eukaryota; Viridiplantae; Streptophyta; Magnoliopsida; Malpighiales; Linaceae
Source: the annotation of a GenBank genome assembly